GGUCAGUGUCUCUCCCGCGUGCACGGAGCGGCACCGAAGAGCAGCGCCAGUCAUCUGCGAACAGUUUGUGAGGAGUAGUACAUACGUACUACGUGUCAACCCCCGUCAGUCCUGGCGAAUUGAUAUUCGACGCGUGCACAUCUCUUUCCUGGAUUUUAUACAACGGUCAAGGUUACCGGGAAGUUCGUGCGAACAACAUACUUCGGAAAACGCGAGAAGAGACUAGACGUAAACGAUAUCGUCACAUCAAAGACAGAGCGCAUCAACGUAAAAGUGACUUGCAGAGCGAUUGAUUUUUCGAGCCGUUUGACACGUGACAAUAUGUUACGGAUAUUCGUGAUUCUCGCCGUCGCGACCGCGGCAACGGCUCAGGUACCAUUUAUCGGCGCCUGUCCUAACUUGGAAACUAUGAAAAAUUUCAACCUUAACAGCUAUUUAGGCAAAUGGUACGAAGUUGAGAGAUACUUCGCGUGGUUCGAGUUCGCUGGAAAAUGCGUGACGGCUAGUUACAGUGUGAACGAGGACGACGGUUCGGUCAAGAUUAUCAAUAAGCAAAUAUCAUCGUUUAGCGGGAUUACGUCAAGCAUCGAGGGCGUGGCGAGAUUACUCGGCAAAUCCGACGAUCCUAAACUGUCGGUCAGUUUUCCGUCAUUGCCGGUGCCAGUUGAAGCGCCCUAUUGGAUUCUGGACACGGAUUACAAAUCGUACGCCGUAGUGUGGAGCUGCGCAAAUCUGGGAGUGUUAAACGUGCGAAACGUUUGGAUUCUGACGCGAGAGCCAAAUCCGCCGGUCGAAGUUCUGGAGAAAGCUUAUCAAGUUAUCGACAAAAACAACAUUAGCAGAGCGUACUUCAUUCGCACGAAUCAGAAGAAUUGUCCGGCUUCGUAUUAGAAACGACGAAAUAGAUCUUUUGGAAAAAAAAAAAAAACGACGAUGGUCUUGCGACAAGAGUUAUGAAUCUUUGAAUUGCGAAAUGAUGUAAUCGUAAUUAUGCAGACGUGUUAUGUGACUUUACUACGUUCAAACAUUGUAAACACUUGACAUUAAUGAGAUUGACAUUAAAGUGGCAUUUAUUUAAAGUCAAAACCACUGCGUAAAUUAUGAUUUUUUAUAAUUUGUAAAACUCUAUACAGUUUUGUUUGUGCCUGUGAUUUUAAAAGCAAUAUGUAAUAAGACAAAAAAAUAAACAUAUGUGUUAAUCACUGCA
This is a messenger RNA of Pseudomyrmex gracilis, 1207 nucleotides long. RefSeq names its product apolipoprotein D-like. The coding region runs from base 322 to 891 and encodes 189 amino acids. The transcript is spliced from 6 exons. Gene Ontology annotation, molecular function: lipid binding. NCBI's taxonomy places the organism in Eukaryota, Metazoa, Arthropoda, Insecta, Hymenoptera, Formicidae. Gene Ontology annotation, biological process: lipid transport; brain development; tissue regeneration. The record is from RefSeq and is a predicted model, not a curated record.